CUCACCUGAAGCUACCUAAGCUGGCGUGGCUCUUGCUCCGUGCGCGUGCGCGCCGCUCGCCUACCCGUCAGAGCCCACCCUUCUCGACGCAACGGCAACAUCCGGCACUAGUCCGUUUCCUAUUGUCUUCCAGUGGGAAACUACUUCCUGUAUCUUGCGCUUGCGCAGGAUCUACUCUCCAGCCCUUUUCAUUCCGGCACUAUGUGUUUCCCCUCGACUGAGGAACCGCCGGAAAAUGAUGAUGACAGCAGCUCUGAAGAGAUUCUGGUCCCGUGGACGCAGUGAAGCGGGAGGAGAGGCAAGUGGUACCACGACAGUGGCGGUUAAGCCAGGGUUGUGGACGCGACUGGGCACCUGGUCCCGCGCGCUGCUUCGGGAUUACGCCGAGGCGUGCGGAGACGCGGCGGCUGCUGCGCGAGCUCGACCCGGCCGCGCGGCCCUGUACGUGGGGCUGCUUGGCGGCGCUGCUGCGUGCUGUGCGCUGGCGCCCAGUGAGGCGGCAUUCGAGGAGGCCUUGCUUGACGCAUCAAGUUCUCUCUUGCUGUUGGCGCCGGCCACGCGCAACCGCCACUCGGAAGAGUUCUUGCAGCGCCUGCUGUGGCUGAGGGGCCGCGGGCGGCUGCGUCACGUGAACCUGGGGUUCUGCUCGUUGGUUUACGAAGCGCCCUUCGACGCCCAGGCCAGCCUCUACCAGGCCCGCUGCCGCUACCUGCAGCCACGCUGGGUCGACUUCCCCGGUCGGGUCCUCGACGUGGGGUUCGUAGGCCGCUGGUGGGUCCUGAAGAACCGCAUGCAUGAUUGCGACAUCAACGACGACGAGUUUCUCCACCUGCCUGCGCACCUGCGCGUCGUCGGGCCUCACCAGCUGCACUCAGAGGCCAAUGAGAGGCUGUUCGAAGAGAAAUACAAGCCGAUCAUACUCACCGUCGAUCAGGUGGACCAGGCGCUGUGGGAGGAGCAGGUGUUACAGAAGGAGAAAAAGGAUCGGCUAGCUUUGAGCGAGGCUAAUUCACUAGUUCAGUCCGAUGUUUCCAGGUGAAAAACGAAGGGUGCCCCCAGGCGCAGGCAAACUGUUGGCCACAGAUGGUGCAGUUGGUGAGAUGGGUAGAGAUAAAUGACCCUCGUUGUGAUUUUGUGGGACGUUCUAGCUCUGUCUGUCCUGUUUGCCGAAGCUAAUUGGGAGCCUUACUGGUCUUAGAGAUACAGAAGAGCUGAAAGACUGCUUUCGAACAUGAAGCAUUUGACCUUGUGCUUACCGCUGCAAGAUCUACUAAUAAGGAACCUUUGCUGUGUAGCCUGUUGUUGCUGGGGAUGGACUUCAAGGGUAGAGCAUUUGCCUAGCAUGCCUGGGUUCCUGGCUUGCAUUUCCAGCACUGCAAAAACAGAACAAAAAUGGGCUUUUGGUUUUUGGGAUUUUGUUUAUUUGGUUGCUUUUUGAGGCUCCCAUAUGCCCAGUCUGGCCCUGACUACUCCUGUAUCAGCUCUAGUGCACAACAGUGUACACAACAGUGUAGUCCAAGAUUGGGACUAAAGCCAUGUGCCAGCAUGCCGGCCUCGGGGUUCCCUUUUCACCAUGUGCCAGCAUGCCGGCCUCGGGGUUUCCUUUUCAGUUGUAGCUAAAAUGUGUGUGUUGGGUUUUUUGUUGUGCUUUUUGGUUGGUUUGUUGCACUGGCUUCCCCAGAACUGGCUAUGAAGAACAAUCUUCCCUUAAACUCCCAGAGAUUUGUCUGCUUCUUAAAUUGGAUUUUUUGGGUUUGGUUUGCUUUGUUUCUGAGAAGUGGUCUCACAGCCCAGACCAGCCUCAAACUCACUGUGUAGCACAGGAUGACUGAACGAUGGGUCCUAUUGCCUGCACUUUCCACAUGAAGUAAAUGUCUCUGUGACGUGGUUUGUUAUUGUUGGGUACUUGUGCUAGGCAGUAAAUCCAGGGGCUUGUACAUAGUAGGCAAGCACUGUACCCCCAGUCCUCUUGGAGUUUUUGUUUUGUUUGAUAAUCUCCUUAUGUAGUCCUUGAGGACCUUUGACCUAGCUUGUCUUAAUUAGUAACGUUGUAUAUUACUGUCAAUGCAGGAGAUAGACACAGAGGCAAACAAAUUCUACUGUAUGUGUGUGUGGCAGUGAUUGCAAGCAUUGUGGAAAGCUGGAAUAUGUUCCAAUCCCAGAACAUACAUGUAGUCACAUGCCAUACUGCAGGGACCCUGGAAACGGUUGGAGAGGAACAGGGUGGGGCAUAUAUGUUGGACCUAGCAAAGUUCUGGUAAUUACCUUUCAAGCUAAACUAUUAGGGAAGCAAAACUGCCCAUAUCAGGUGGACUGUGACUAGUCAAUAAAAGCGGGAGAUGAAGCAGUCAUCUUUGUCUUGGAGUCUUGGAUUUGUUUAUGGUGGGAGGGCUUCACACAGACUAAGUAUGUACUCUACACUGAGUUUCCCCCAGCCCUGGUAGUGUGUUUUGCCUCUUUCAUUCAUUAUCAGGUGUAUUGAAUAUAUGGUAGUUCUUUUUGGUUGGUUGGUUUUUCAAGACAGAGUUUCUCUUUGGAGACUUGGCUGCCCUAGAACUCAAGAGAUUCCCCCACAGUCUUAGCUUCCUGAGUGGGAGGAUUAAAGGUGUGUGCCUCCACCUCCUGCAUACAAUAGUGCCUGAGUCCAAGUCUCCUGGCCAGAGGAUGAUGUUAAUUCAAGUCUUCCUGACUGGUGAGGUGGCUCAGCCAGGGAAGACAGCCCCAACCACCUGAGUCCAUGUUCUGGAACUCACACAAUAGAAAGAAAGAACUAACACCUCCAAGUUGUCCUGUGACCUCCACACACACAAAACAAAUUAGAAUGCAAUAUGGGUUCCAAAAAAAAAAAAAAAUCCACGUGUGAAUUACAAUGUGUUAAUUAGUGUAUAUUA
This is a messenger RNA of Rattus norvegicus (Norway rat), 2891 nucleotides long. RefSeq names its product translocase of inner mitochondrial membrane 29 (gene Timm29). Lineage: Eukaryota; Metazoa; Chordata; Mammalia; Rodentia; Muridae. Gene Ontology annotation, cellular component: mitochondrion; mitochondrial inner membrane; mitochondrial intermembrane space. Gene Ontology annotation, molecular function: protein-macromolecule adaptor activity. Bases 236 to 1039 code for a protein of 267 amino acids. Gene Ontology annotation, biological process: protein insertion into mitochondrial inner membrane. The record is from RefSeq and is marked provisional. The transcript is spliced from 2 exons.